Molecule: messenger RNA, 2082 nt
Organism: Puccinia graminis f. sp. tritici CRL 75-36-700-3
Lineage: Eukaryota; Fungi; Basidiomycota; Pucciniomycetes; Pucciniales; Pucciniaceae
Exons: 2
Coding region: 4-1698 (564 amino acids)
Source: RefSeq, a predicted model, not a curated record
CCGAUGACCAAAGACUGCAACAAAGACAAUACAUACCCAGGAAAGAACAUGUUCAACCGAUUCGACCCAGAAACUACCCAGACAACCUAUGUCGUAGUCGAAGCAAUAGACAAGUUAUGCUGCAGAUUCAGGUGUUCGUUCGGCGAGAAGCUCGGGAAGGCCACCGGAGGACUAGCAGCAGAAGAGAUCGAACACCGCAAAGCGCUUCUGAUCGACAUGCGAACGAACUUACUCCCCCGAUUAGACCAACAACUGACCGACCUCUUGAUCUCACUAGACAUCUCCGAUCUCUCAAGGGAACCUAACCCAAAGCUACUGGCCACCUUAGAAAUCAUCAAUAAGCUAGGCGACACACUCGGCCACCUCAGAUCUUCAACCGACUCCAUCGCACUCGGUCCUCGACAAGCAUCCGAAAGCGAAGACUACUCCUGCGGGGUACUGAAAGUCUAUCGAUCCAAUCGUCUGCUCUCCAAGAUCAACGAGCUCAUCGAAACUAAGAUCUGUUCAUUAUUCCAUCAUUCUGUCGAUUUUAUCGAAGCCUGGCAGUCAUCAAAUACUCCUCAGAGGCACCGUUCUGAAUUUUAUCCUCGCGCCCGUAAAUCCAAUUCCCUCGAUGACCGAAUGAAGCUGAUCUCGAUCACCGGUCUAUCCUGUUGUAUGAUCAGGGGGAUCAUCGAUUGGCUACCAUUGGACGACUUUGCAAUCCUUCAAACCGAAUGGCAACCUCAACUUGAUCUACUCAAUUCCCAUCUGCUCGAGUUGGUCAACCGCAUCGGUCUACCACUCCCACCCGAAGUCAAAAGACGAAAAUCAGAAGACCAAGAUUCUUAUCAAUCUGAUUCUUCUUCUUCUUCUUCUUCUUCUUCCUCAGCUUCACCCAAAGUCCAGAUCGAAGUUGAGAAUAGUCCGACAAAUCACCAGAACCAACCGGAGAAGAGCUCAACCACUGAGAACCCAGCCGAGAAGAACUCAACCGAUGUGAACUCACCGGAGAAGAACUCAGCCGAUGUGAACCCACCGGAGAAGAACUCAACCAUUGAGAACCCAGCGGAAAAUAUCUUAACCAAUGAGAACCCGGCAGAGAAGAACGCUACAAGCAUACCCAAGGUGGCUCAAACUAAAUCCUCAGGUGAGAAGGAUGGAUCAGAAGACGGAUCAGAUUCUAGCGAUUACGAUAGUGAUUACUCGGGAAGUAGCGCAUCGAGUGGCCAGUCCGAAGAUAUUCCAGUGAGACGGUUGACGGUGGAACUAGCCAAGCAGGCUAUCCCGAUCGUCAAGCUCGUCCGGAUCUUCUUCAAAAAGCUGUCCAGGCGAGGCUCUAACCUGAGGCCGUUUACCCUGGAUGAGGAGAUGAGCUCGGACGAGUUGGAGGCUUUGCUCGAGAAACUUAACGACUUCACUGAGGCGGUCAAUGAGGUCGUGCGGAUCCUACUGAAGAUCUACGAUCAGGAUGAUCUCGGUGAAGAAGAGCUCGAGCUGAUCAGAAACAAGAAUAAAUCGAUUCCCGAUCUCUUCGAUGGUGCCUUACUCCUCCUGGCCUUCUAUCUCGUCCCUAUAGAUCCAUCUCAAUUUAAUCAAGAUCCGGCCUCCCCUAAUCUGUUCCAUUCUUGGUUCCAUGAACUUAGGACAUCGGUCCAUAAGGCUACUGACAAUUUUCUAUCAGGCACAUAUGAUUUUGAAUCAACUGCAUUUGAGUGAUCUUAGCGUCUCCUUCUUGUCUCUCUUCCGUAUCUUACAACCCCUUUGUAGUUUUGCUUUAUUAUGUUGGGGGAUAUUUUCUCAUUAUGAGUUACAGCUCACCAUCAACAAGAAUUCAUCUUGGAUAAUCUUUCUUGAACAAUUUACAUUGUAUGUUUCUACUACUUUUUUUCUUAAUCCUCUGUAGGGAGGUCAAAAUCCACUUCUAAAUCCACACAAUUCAAAAUAGAUCAAAAGUUUAGGUGAAAAGACAUUGUGACUUGUUUUGAUCAAAGUGCUCCCUCUGUUAUGCAAAAAUAUUAGGCUAACCACCUUGAAUGAUUGCUUUCCAACACAUAAAGUUAACCCUGGUUUUCUCUACUUCACAACAAUCCUCUCCCUAGG